CCCAGCCCAAGCCCAUCUUUGGCAUCUGCCUGGGCCACCAACUGCUCGCCCUGGCCCUCGGUGCCUCGACCUACAAGAUGAAGUACGGGAACCGCGGGCACAACCAGCCGUGCGUGCACGAGGACUCGCGGCGCUGCUUCAUCACGGCGCAGAACCACGGCUUUGCGGUGCAGGCGGGCAGCCUCCCGCCCGGCUGGCUGCCGCUCUUCACCAACGCCAACGACGCCUCCAACGAGGGCCUGGUGCACCAGAGCAAGCCCUUCUUCAGUGUCCAGUUCCAUCCCGAGCACUGCGCCGGCCCCACGGACCUGGAGGGUCUCUUUGAUGUCUUCGUGGAGGCGGCACGGGACCUGCGGGACGGGCAGGGCAGCGCCCGCACAGUGCGGGAGCGCCUGCAGGAGUGGCUGACCUACAGCAAGGCACCAACAGGGGACUCGGAGGCAGCCCGGCCCCGCAAGGUGCUGAUUCUGGGCUCCGGGGGCCUUUCCAUCGGGCAGGCAGGCGAGUUCGAUUACUCGGGGUCACAGGCCAUCAAAGCGCUGAAGGAGGAGAACAUCCAGACGGUGCUGAUCAACCCCAACAUCGCCACCGUGCAGACCUCCAAGGGACUGGCAGACAAGGUGUACUUCCUGCCCAUCACCCCGGAGUACGUCACCCAGGUGAUCCGGAACGAGCGGCCCGAUGGGGUGCUGCUGACCUUCGGGGGACAGACAGCCCUCAACUGCGGCGUGGAGCUGACCAAGGCGGGCGUCCUGGAGCGGUACCGCGUGCGGGUGCUGGGCACCCCCGUGGCCUCCAUUGAGAUGACGGAGGAUCGCAAGGUCUUCGUGGAGAAGAUGGAGGAGAUCGGGGAGCACGUGGCGCCCAGCGAGGCUGCUGCCUCCCUGGAGCAGGCACAGGCAGCAGCUGAGCGCUUGGGGUACCCGGUGCUGGUGCGCUCUGCCUACGCCCUGGGAGGGCUGGGCUCUGGCUUCGCCAACAACAGGGAGGAGCUGGUGGCUCUGGUGAGCCAGGCCUUCACCCACACCUCCCAGGUGCUGGUGGACAAGUCCCUGAAGGGCUGGAAGGAGAUUGAGUACGAGGUGGUGCGGGAUGCCUACAACAACUGCAUCACGGUGUGCAACAUGGAGAACCUGGACCCGCUGGGGAUCCACACGGGCGAGUCCAUCGUGGUGGCACCCAGCCAGACCCUCAAUGACACCGAGUACUUCAUGCUGAGGCGCACAGCCAUCAAGGUGGUGCAGCACCUGGGCAUCGUGGGCGAGUGCAACAUCCAGUUUGCCCUCAACCCCGAGUCAGAGCAGUACUACAUCAUCGAGGUGAACGCGCGGCUGUCCCGCAGCUCGGCCCUGGCCAGCAAGGCCACUGGCUAUCCACUGGCUUAUGUGGCUGCCAAAUUGGCCUUGGGCAUCCCCCUGCCCCUGCUCAGGAACUCCGUCACCAACUCCACCACGGCCAGCUUUGAGCCCAGCCUGGACUACUGCGUGGUGAAGAUCCCGCGCUGGGACCUCAGCAAGUUCGUGCGUGUCAGCACCAAGAUCGGCAGCUCCAUGAAGAGCGUGGGGGAGGUCAUGGCCAUUGGGAGGAACUUUGAGGAGGCCUUCCAGAAGGCUCUGAGGAUGGUGGACGAGAACUGCGUGGGCUUUGAUCACACGGUGAAGCCGGUCUCAGACAUGCGCCUGGCGGGCGCUGACGUGGUGCUGGGUGUGGAGAUGACGAGCACGGGCGAGGUUGCCUGCUUCGGGGAGAACCGCUGCGAGGCGUACCUGAAGGCCAUGCUCAGCACCGGCUUCAAGAUCCCCAAGAAGAACAUUCUGCUGACCAUCGGCAGCUACAAGAACAAGAGCGAGCUGCUGCCCACGGUGCGGACGCUGGAGAGCCUCGGCUACAACCUCUAUGCCAGCCUUGGCACCGCCGACUUCUACACCGAGCACGGCAUCAAGGUGAAGGCCGUGGAUUGGCACUUCGAGGAGGCUGACAGCAGCGAGGCCGGUGCCCGGGAGAGCCAGCGCAGCAUCCUGGACUACCUGGCCGAGAACCACUUUGAGAUGGUCAUUAACCUGUCCAUGCGCAACUCGGGCGGCCGCCGCCUCUCCUCCUUCGUCACCAAGGGCUACCGCACCCGGCGCCUGGCCGUCGACUACUCCGUGCCCCUCAUCAUCGACAUCAAGUGCACAAAGCUCUUCGUCGAGGCACUGGGCCAGAUUGGGGCAGCGCCCCCAAUGAAGAUGCACGUGGACUGCAUGACCUCCCAGAAGCUCAUCCGUCUGCCAGGCCUGAUCGAUGUCCACGUGCACCUCCGUGAGCCGGGUGGCACCCACAAGGAGGACUUUGCAUCAGGCACAGCAGCUGCCCUGGCCGGGGGUGUCACCAUGGUGUGUGCCAUGCCCAACACCAGCCCUGCUGUCACCGAUGCCACCUCUUUCGCCUUGGCACAGAAGCUGGCUGAGGCUGGGGCCCGCUGUGAUUUUGCUCUCUUCCUGGGGGCUUCCGUGGACAAUGCUGGCACUCUGGGCCCCCUGGCUGGGGCA
Molecule: messenger RNA, 2531 nt
Organism: Zonotrichia albicollis (white-throated sparrow)
Lineage: Eukaryota; Metazoa; Chordata; Aves; Passeriformes; Passerellidae
Source: RefSeq, a predicted model, not a curated record